Molecule: messenger RNA, 3652 nt
Organism: Danio aesculapii
Lineage: Eukaryota; Metazoa; Chordata; Actinopteri; Cypriniformes; Danionidae
Exons: 1
Coding region: 260-3652 (1130 amino acids)
Biological process (GO): DNA integration; DNA recombination
Molecular function (GO): DNA binding
Source: RefSeq, a predicted model, not a curated record
GGAGACUUUUGACCUCUGCUUGCCUCGUAAAAGGACAUCACGUCCUCCUGUUCCUGCUACUCGGCCCACUCCUCCGACGCAGGGCAGAAAAUUUGUCAGUGCGUCCAGACCGCCUAAACCCCACAGCACAGAGCAGACGGCUCGCCCCCCCGCUGCUCCAAACGCUAAGCCAUGGGGAAAGCAGUCAUUCGCGGCAGCGGCUGCAAAGUCCAGAUCCGCUAACCCCUCCGCCAAAAAGAAGAGGGACUCCUAGGACGCUAUGUUUGGAGAGGAGAGACGGGCAGCACCUAGGGUUUUCUGCGAUGUCUUCUCCACAGUCCGCCACGGUUGUUUCCCCACCCGCAAAAAUGCUGAGGAGGUGGAAUUUGGGCGGAGAAAUGGUUCAGAGUUGUGUUCAGGCCAGUUCAGCUUCCCCUCAACACACAAUGUUCCGUGGAUUGCCGACGGCAGUUCCACAAGUUCACGUGCAGAGCAUUCGGCCACCAUGCGGUCUGCCGAGUUCAGGCACACGUUCGCAAGUGCGUUGUCACAAAGCACUUCAUUCCCUGUGUUCAUGGCAAAUAAAAAAUGCCCUGUCGCAUCCAGGCUCAAUGCCGAGGGCGCAGAAAGCCAAAAACAAAAUAAAGACACAAAGAAAAGCGAAAGCUCAAAGCCGAGAGACGGGCCAGUCUCUGAGCCAAACAGAUUCUGGCCAAAUUUCUCUCUGGCCACAAGAGGGCGCCAGCACUCCAUCAGUGGGGCCGGUUCGGCAGCAGCCUCUGUCUCUUCACCCGGAGGCCUGGAUAGAGUGUUCUCCGCACCCGUGGGUCCUCGCAACCGUAACCAGGGGUUACAGGCUUCAGUUUGCUGGAAAACCCCCUCCUUUCAACGGGGUUAUAGCAUCUGUGGCAAACGAGGAUUCGGCUCAGGUGCUGGAGGCAGAGAUAUCCUCCCUCAUGGGGAAGGGAGCUAUAAGACGAGUUCCAGUGGAGGAAACUCAGACGGGUUUUUACUCACGUUACUUUCUAAUCCCAAAGAAAGAUGGGAGUCUGCGCCCAAUACUGGACCUGCGUGCUUUAAACAAGCACUUAAGGAAGUACAAAUUCAAGAUGCUCACAGUAGGAGCUCUCACUCGUUCGAUCCGCCGGGGCGAUUGGUUCGCCUCGAUCGAUCUCAAGGAUGCUUACUUUCAUAUAAGCAUCUAUCCAGCACACAGGAAAUAUCUCAGGUUUUCCUUUCAGAACGAAGUGUUCGAAUUUGUUACUCUUCCAUUCGGGCUCAGUCUAGCUCCGCGGGUGUUCAGCAGAUGCAUGGAAGCAGCGCUGUCUCCGCUGAGACACAAGGGUCUGCGCAUAUCCGCUUAUCUGGACGAUUACCUGAUAUGCGCCCGCACACGCGAGCGCGCGGAGCGGGAUGCAGAGACUCUUUCGUCUCAUCUCACAAGGCUGGGAUUCAGAAUCAACAACGCCAAAAGCCAGCUGAUUCCGUCCCAGGAGAUAGAGUAUCUGGGCCUGCGCCUAGACUCGGUAACUUACCGCGCCAUGCUUUCGGAGAGAAGGAUUACGGCGUUCGGUCUAUGCCUGACCCAUUUUCGCAAAGGAAACCUGGUCUCGUUCAGAACCUGUCUCCGUCUGAUGGGCAUGAUGGCUUCAUCUCUGUCUGUGAUCCCACUGGGUUUAUUAAAGAUGAGAGAUUUUCAGCGUUGGAUUUCCGCGAAGCGCCUGUGCCCGCGCAGGCACCUCGCGCGCAGGGUACGGGUAUCCACGGAGUGUGUGAUGGCUCUCCACCACUGGAAAACCCCCUGCAUAUUCCGAUCAGGGGCUCCGCUGGGGAGCGUGUCUCUGAGAAAAGUCGUCACUACGGACGCAUCCCUAACGGGAUGGGGAGCCGUAUUUCAGGGCAGAUCGGUGAACGGUCGUUGGACACACCGACUGCGCGAGCUUCACAUAAACAUGCUGGAGCUGAUGGCAGUUUUUCUGGCUUUAAAACAUUUUCUACCAUUCUUGAAGGGUUUUCAUGUUUUAGUCAGGACGGACAACACAACGGUGGUGGCGUACAUCAACCGCCAAGGGGGAACGCGAUCGUUGCAGCUGCACAAUCUAGCGCGCAAGCUGAUUGUCUGGAGCGCCGCUCACUUGAGCUCACUGCGCGCGACGCACGUCCCGGGAGUCAGAAAUGUGGGGGCGGAUCUUCUGUCGAGGGGCAACCCGACGUACGGAGAAUGGGUUCUCCACCCGCAGGUGGUGAAUCAAAUUUGGGAGAUGUACGGCAAGGCUGCCGUAGAUCUCUUCGCCUCGCGGGCAAACGCAAAAUGUCCGCUGUAUUUCUCUCUCGAGGACGAGGAUGCGCCGUUGGGUGUGGAUGCGCUGGCGCACCCGUGGCCAAACGUGCUGCUGUAUGCAUUCCCACCGUUAAGUCUAAUUUCUCCCACCCUGGACAGAGUAAGAGAAAGCGGGUUGUCUCUCCUUCUAAUAGCCCCCCGUUGGCCGGGCAGGCUGUGGUUGGCAGAGAUCGCCGAACUUCUGCAAGGAGAGCCCUGGCCGCUCCCGCUGCGACGGGACCUGCUGUCACAAGCGGGGGCACAGAUAUUUCACCCUCACCCAGAACAAAUCAACCUUUGGGUCUGGCCCGUGAAGGGUUAAAUCUAAAUGCUCUCGGGCUUCCACGGGAGGUCAUAAGCACUAUCCAGAGCGCUAGGGCUCCUUCAACGCGCUCACUGUACGACCUGAAAUGGCGUGUGUUUGAGGACUGGUGCACUAGUGAAGGGCUUAUCCCCUUCCAGUGCUCGGUGAGAGAUAUUCUCUGCUUUUUGCAAAGCUUACUGGAUAAUGGGAGAGCGUUCUCUACCAUUAAAGUUUACCUGGCCGCUAUUUCCGCUUGCCAUGUAGGGUUCGAAGGGGUUUCAGUGGGACGGCACCCCCUUAUAUGCCGUUUUAUGAAAGGAGUGAAGCGCGUGAGACCAGCGGUGAAACGGCUGGUCCCGUCAUGGGAUCUGUCUCUCGUUCUGGACGCUUUAACUCGAGCCCCUUUCGAACCUCUGGAGGAUAUUCCUAUUAAGCUCAUAUCACUGAAGACGGCCUUACUACUCGCUCUAGUCUCAGCUAAGCGAGUGAGCGAGCUGCAUGCUUUGUCGGUGCAUCAAGCGUGCAUGGAUUUUAGCCGGGAUGAUGACAGGGUUAAACUGCUACCAAACCCGGCAUUCGUUCCCAAGGUCAGUGAUUCUGCUUAUAACUGUUCUGCUAUUGAGUUGCAUGCCUUUCACUCCCCUCCGCAUUUGUCAGCGGAGGAGAGUAAGUUACACACUUUGUGUCCCGUACGGGCGUUACGCCUCUACGUGAACAGGACGCGAUCGUUUAGGAGAAGCGAUCAGUUAUUUGUGUCAUGGGCCACUCGCCGUAAGGGUGAGGCUGUUUCAUCUCAACGGCUCUCGCACUGGAUAGUGGAGGCGAUCGAACUGGCCUAUACAUCUAGGGGUCUUCGUUCCCCAGAGGGUUUAAGAGCUCAUUCUUCAAGAGGUAUCGCUACCUCAUGGGCUUUGUUCAGAGGGAUUUCGGUAAGAGAUAUUUGUAAAGCGGCAAGUUGGUCUUCCCCGCAUACAUUUAUCAGGUUUUACCGCCUAGACGUCACCGCGCCUUCAUUGGCUCACGCGGUUCUUAAUGUGUAUCCCUUAUAA